Molecule: messenger RNA, 2487 nt
Organism: Arachis ipaensis
Lineage: Eukaryota; Viridiplantae; Streptophyta; Magnoliopsida; Fabales; Fabaceae
Source: RefSeq, a predicted model, not a curated record
GAGUAUUGAGAUGCCACAUGACAAGACACGUGCAACAUAUUAGAGUUUGUUAGAGAAAUCAGUUAGAAGAAAACUGAGUCAGUUACAUCUAAUAAGAAGUAGUUAGAGCUCACUCACUAUAAAUACUAAUGCACUGUAACAAACUAGUAAGUUCAGCUAAUACAUCUCAUUUUCCAGAAAAUUCUCCUCCUUCACUCUCUCUCUCUCUCUCUCUCUCUUGCUCUCUCUCUCUUCUUUCAUUCUUGUUCUUCAUCUUCAAGAGUCUGAUACCUUCACAUGGUAUCAGAGCUCAACGAUCCAUGGAGAACACUGCGCCAACACCAAAAGCUCCAACGAGCUUCCUCAAUCAGAACACGUUCGCUGCGUUUUCAGCCAUUAAACUCAACGAGAACAACUACAAAGCAUGGAAGAAACAAGCACUAGCGUGCAUAAAGGUGAACAAGCUUCAAAGUCAUCUUGAUCCAAGGAUGGUACCUGCUAGGUUUAGCUCAGAAUCAGACAGACAUGAAGGAAUCGAAGCUCAAAGCUACACAGACUGGGAAGUGCAAGAUCAGUGCCUUGUGGCUUGGUUAACAGCAACAAUGGAGUCUAACUUUGUCAACCGUGUAAUUGAGUACGAUUAUGCAUACCAGAUCUGGAAUGUGUUGAGUGAAUAUUUUGAAUCUAGAGUCAAAUCGAGGAUUAAGCAGCUCAAGACUCAGUUAAAGACACUCAAGAAGCACGGUUCUCCAGUCACCGAAUACAUGGCGAAGAUCAAUCAAGUUGCUGACGCACUUAGUGCACUUGGAGCUCCACUAACCAAAGACGAGUAUAUUGAAGCUGCACUGGGAGGGCUUGGCGAAGAAUACAAUGUUUUCAUCACCGUGGCAACAGCAAGGAUUGAAGAGACGUCAGAAAGCGAGUUUGAAUCUCAGUUGCUCGCUCAAGAAGAAUUAGUUGACAGAUUUCGAAGGACGGAGCUAGGACCAGUUCAGGCAAACAUUGCUCAAAGAGAAGAUAUUCCAGAAAGAUUUCAAGGAAGAGGGUUCAACAACUAUAGAGGAGGUUUUCGAGGCUCGAGAGGCAGAGGCUAUUUCAGAGGCACAGGAAGGUCAUCAUGGUGGCAGGGCAGUAGGCCACAAUGCCAACUUUGUGGGAAACUUGGCCAUACAGCAGUGCAGUGUUUUCAUAGGUUCAACCAAGACUUCAUGAAUCCACAAAUGCAGCCCCUCAAUGCAGCGCAACCACCUUCAGCAGCAUUCCACAAUGGAACAAGCUCUCAAAACUCUCAACAAAGAUUUCAAGAAGUGAAAACUCAGCCUCCCGCACCACUCAAUCCUCAAGCAUUCCUUACAUUGCCUUCAGCUCUCCCAGACACAGCUUGGUACCCUGAUUCGGGUGCAUCUCAUCACAUCACGUUUGACAAAAGGAACCUCAUCACAGGAUCUGAUUAUGAUGGCACUGAACAAGUGUUUGGAGGUAAUGGCCAAGAUCUCCAAGAAAAUCCUCCUUCAAGGAUUGCUUAAAGAAGGACUUUACAAGUUUGAAGGGAUCGAAAUUGGCCCAAGAACAAAGUCUGUACCUGUUAAUCCUACUUGUUUCAAUGCAAAUACUGUUGAAAACUCCCAAAAUACAUAUGUUGAAUCUGAAAAUAAGCAUGUGCAAGCCACUGCCAAUGCGAGUUCAGCAUUGAAUAAUAAAGAGAGAGCUGCUGCACCCUCUCACCUAGCCAAACUGAAUUGUAAUUCAACGGCAAAUAAAGUUGUCACAAGUCCAAUUUCAAUUUGUAAUUCUGCCUCUCAAUUGUCUGUAAAUACCUUAGUAAGUCCUAUUUCAAAUGCAGAAGCCCAUGUCACUUGUAAAAGGGUUAGUGAUACAAGCCAAUUAUGGCAUAGAAAAUUAGGACAUCCAUCUGAUAAGGUGGUAACUCUAGUGAUGAAUCAAUGUAAUGCUUCAAGUUCUGAUAAUUCAAUGAAUAAAAUUAGCUAUGAUCCUUCAUUAUGCAAUGCUUGCUGUAUUAGUAAAAUUCACCAACUACCUCAUCUUGAGUCUCAUUCUAACUAUGCACCUUUAGACCUUAUAUUUUCUGACAUUUGGGGGCCAGCACCCUUAUACAGCAGAUCAGGUUGCAGGUAUUAUAUCUGCUUUAUUGAUGCAAGCACAAGGUAUACUUACACAUACCUACUGAAGACCAAAAGCCAAGCAUUUGAAGCAUUUCAGCAAUACAAGUCAGCAAUCGAACUCAAGACUGGGCUAAAAAUCAAAGCCUUACAAACAGACAACGGUGGAGAAUACUUGUCCACACCAUUCAAGCAGUUUUUGGUAACAAAUGGCAUUCAACACAGACUUACAUGUCCCUAUACCCAUCAGCAAAAUGGCUUAGUAGAAAGAAAACACAGGCAUAUCACAGAAACCUCACUCACAUUGCUAGCCCAAGCUAACCUUCCUUUAAACUUUUGGGAUGAAUCAACCCUCACUGCCACUUACCUCAUUAAUAGACUACCCACC